UUCUUCAUGUAGAUUGUAGGGGCCGUCGGGGGCCAAUGUAUUAGAUUAUAAUUUUUGAUCUCGGUCUAUCCACGUAGAGCAAUUAUGUAACUCCGCCGAUGCUGCUGUUGUACCUAUUACAUUAUUCAAAUUAAUUAGUUUCGAGCCAAUGGCAAUUAACGGAUAUUUGUCAUAUAAUUAAACACUUCAAACAUGCUCUGUAAUAGUCGUUAAAUGAAUUAUAAACUGUAGCAACAGCUGUUAAAUUAGAUAUAUUUUUUAUUUAUUGAAUCAAGUGGUUUUUUUUAUCUGUGAUUAGAUUUUUUUUAUGAUGGCUCUAAAAAAAGUCAGAGGUAACAUCGAAAGGAUGUUCGACAAAAAUCUUACCGAUCUCGUGCGUGGUAUUCGUAAUAGCAAGGAAAAUGAGGCGAAAUAUAUUGCACAGUGUAUGGAAGAAAUUAAACAAGAAUUACGACAAGAAAAUAUCGCAGUCAAGGCAACAGCCGUGGCCAAACUUACAUAUCUACAAAUGUUGGGCUACGAUAUCAGCUGGGCCGGUUUCAACGUUAUUGAAGUGAUGAGUUCGUCAAAGUUUACAUACAAAAGAAUUGGGUAUUUAGCGUCAUCGCAGAGCUUCCAUAGUGAUACAGAUUUGUUAAUGUUGACGACAAAUAUGAUACGUAAAGAUUUGAACAGUCAAAAUCAAUAUGAUGCUGGUGUUGCCCUUUCCGCAUUGGCAUGUUUCAUAAGUCCUGAUCUGGCAAGAGACUUGGCCAAUGACAUCAUGACAUUGCUGUCUUCGACAAAGCCAUAUCUCAGAAAAAAGGCUGUGCUCAUGAUGUACAAAGUAUUUCUUCGUUUUCCGGAAGCAUUGCGUCCAGCAUUUCCUCGUCUUAAAGAUAAAUUAGAAGAUAUGGACUGUGGUGUUCAAUCGGCCGCCGUCAAUGUUGUUUGUGAAUUAGCUAGGAAAAAUCCUAAAAACUAUUUGAGCUUAGCGCCAGUUUUUUUCAAACUAAUGACAUCAUCUACCAACAAUUGGAUGUUGAUAAAAAUAAUAAAAUUGUUUGGUGCGUUGACUCCACUGGAACCACGUCUUGGAAAAAAACUUAUAGAACCACUUACUAAUCUCAUACACAGUACUUCGGCAAUGUCUUUGUUAUACGAAUGCAUUAAUACUGUAAUUGCUGUGCUUAUAUCCAUAUCUUCCGGUAUGCCAAAUCACAGUGCUUCCAUACAAUUAUGCGUCCAAAAAUUGAGAAUAUUAAUUGAAGAUUCCGACCAAAAUUUGAAAUAUUUGGGUUUAUUGGCCAUGUCUAAAAUAUUGAAAACUCAUCCCAAAUCUGUUCAAUCGCAUAAAGAUUUAAUUAUGGUUUGUUUGGAUGAUAAAGAUGAAUCAAUUAGACUUCGUGCACUAGACCUACUCUACGGAAUGGUUUCCAAAAAAAACUUAAUGGAAAUAGUAAAAAAACUGAUGGUGCACAUGGACAAAGCCGAGGGCACCGUGUAUCGAGAUGAAUUGCUUGUUAAAAUCAUUGAUAUUUGCUCGCAAGACAACUAUCAUUUUAUAACAAAUUUUGAAUGGUACGUCAGUGUUUUGGUGGAAUUAGCUAGAGUAGAAGGUAUGAAACAUGGCCCGCUUUUGGCAGAUCAGAUGUUGGAUGUCGCUGUUCGAGUCAAAGCUAUCAGGCCAUUCGCCGUCAGCCAAAUGUCGCUACUUUUAAACAACGCUCAUAUGUUUAUGCAACCAUCUGGCGGAUCAAACAUGACUAAUGUCUUAUAUGCCGCAGCGUGGAUAUGUGGAGAAUAUGCCAAUGAGUUGGAAAAACCAGAAGAGACAUUAUUUUCAAUGCUACACAGCAAAGUACAUUCAUUGCCUGGUCACAUUCAGGCGGCUUACGUGCAAAACAUAAUGAAAGUGUUGUCCGUUAUAUUGUCCAGAGGUGACAAACAACAGUCCAUCAAGGUUUGCAAAAGAGUGUCAGAUAAAUUGGCGCAAUACGUUUCGAGUGGUGAUCUAGAAGUCCAAGAGCGAGCCAGUGUUGCGUUACAACUGAUAAGUUUCAUUCAUAAGGAAUUAGACAGCAGUGACAGUGAUGACAUAUGCGCCCAAGUGGUUUCGUUGUUUAGUGGUGAACUUAAUCCAGUCGCGCCUAAAGCCCAGCGCAAAGUGCAAGUCCCAGAAGGGUUGGAUUUGGACCAAUGGAUUAAUGAGCCUUUGCAGAGUUCUUCGGAUAGUGAAGACGACAACCAAUACAGUAACCAAGAUGAUCAUUCCAAUUUCUUUAAUUUGAGCAGCUUCGAUAAAAAAGAUGAUGAAGAAUACACUAAUAAGACUGUAGAAAACGCAGAACAGACUAGAAAAGCUCGUCUUCAAGAACAAGAAAACAACCCAAAUUAUUUAAAACUAAAUUCAACCAAUGAUCAGACUUGUGACAUUCCCAUUGCAACUAUAGAUCUUCCAACCCCGUUAAAUGUAUCUGGUUUCAUUUCGUCUGAUAAGUAUUUGAAAGCAAAAAAAUUGAAAAAAGAUAAGAAAAAGUCGAAAAAAAGAAGAAAAGAAGUCGAAGAAGAAGACGAUGAUACGCCUGCCAUCGAAAUGGUAGUAAAUAGAGAUAUUGGUGAGAUGCCUGAAGGAGCUGAAGAUUCGGAUGGGGCAUUAGAGACGACAAAAGAUGAAAAUGAUCCGCAUGCAGCUCUAGACAUUGACUUGGACGUUCCUGUCGAAAUUGAAGAGCCGCCCCCGCCCGUUGAAGAAAAAAAGAUAAAAAAAAAGAAAAAAGAUAAAAAAAAGAAAAGCGAGAAAUCAAAAAAAUCAAAAAAAGUCAUUAAUGAUGAUCAACAAUUAAUCGAAAUCAAACAAGGUUAUGAAGAAGCAUUGGGUAUUUGCACUCCAUCUAAAGAAAUUGUUCAAGCUGAAGAUUUGUCGUUUAAUAAAUUGGCUAUGGAUAAAUACUUAGUUUUGGAGUAUAAAAUAGAUCCAAAGAGUGAAUUGGGAAAUUUGGCUACUGUAUUGUUCCGUAUUACAAAUUUGAGUAACAAUUGUUUGAUUAAAAACAUUGAAUUAGAUGUUAAUAAUUCUACCGCUAUUCAAUUUAUCGAUCAAAAAAACAAAACAUUGUCGUCGUAUAAACUGUCGAGUAGCGUACAAACAAGUUCAUCUGUUGAGUUUGAUUUGUCAUUGCGGGUUGAAAAUAUAACCGUGCCUAACAUACUUAGAGGAACGCUCACGUACAUGGCUCAAAUGUUCCAAGAAGAAAGCUUCCAUCAAGACAAGCUGGACUGGCGAUUGAGGGUGGCCGUUUACGAUAUGUUCCUCAAAGCACCUCCUAGUGUACCUUUAGUGGAAUUGUUGUGCAACGGUCAGUUGAUUUUCAAGUCAUCUGUCGUGUUGUCCGGUACCAAUUUCAAUCAGGUUAUCAAUUGGUUUUCUACAAAGCUUCAUCUCGUGCUUGUCGAACGUGUUGGAGAAACUGCAUCGCUCUAUAGCUCGACCGUAUCCAACGAACAACUAUGUCUGUUGGUCAAAUCCAAUGUCAAUAAUGUGUCUGUCGAGGCGAAAUGCACGUCCCAGCAGUUGAUUGAUAAUUUAAUUGACGAAAUUAAAUCCAAUUAUCAAAUUUGAUAAUAGUAAUCGAUCAAAAUAUUAUGUAUACUCUCAUGUAACUGUGUUUUUUUUUUCAACUUGCCGGUACUAAAUGUUUUGGUACUAUAAAACUAAACACAGUAAGUGGUAAAGCUUUUCAUGUCGGCGAAUACUAAAUGUCUGUUUAUAAAAAAUUUGUUUAUAUAUUCUUUGUUAAACAACUUAACGGUUGGCAUUUAUAUUUAAUUAUUUAUUAUUUUUAUUUAAUCAUUUUUAUUUAUUUUUUAUUUGAUAAAUAAUUGAAAG
Messenger RNA from Adelges cooleyi (spruce gall adelgid), 3868 nucleotides. It is a transcript of the gene garnet, whose product is annotated as AP-3 complex subunit delta-1. NCBI's taxonomy places the organism in Eukaryota, Metazoa, Arthropoda, Insecta, Hemiptera, Adelgidae. The transcript is spliced from 19 exons. The record is from RefSeq and is a predicted model, not a curated record. Gene Ontology annotation, cellular component: membrane coat; presynaptic endosome; terminal bouton. Gene Ontology annotation, biological process: anterograde synaptic vesicle transport; neurotransmitter receptor transport, postsynaptic endosome to lysosome; synaptic vesicle budding from endosome. Bases 308 to 3601 code for a protein of 1097 amino acids.